AAUGGGUGAAAUUGUGGCAAAUCAACUUUUUGUUGCUGGUUAUAGUCGUAGUAAAGUAAAUGAUGACAAAGAUGUAAAGGAAAUCUUCAAAAAGUACGGAACAAUCAAGGAUGUAGCAUAUAAGGGAGCUUACUCAUUUGUAGUAAGAAAAUAUUUGAAAAUUAAGACAUUUAGUAAUGAGCAAGAAGCACAAGAAGCGUUAAAGGCAACAAAUGGGGAAACCUUCAAUGGAUAGAAAUUGAAAGUUGACCUAGUAGAUAAUAGGAAGGGAAGAAAAAAUGGUCCUAAUGAGCAGGAUAAAUGUUUUAAAUGCAAUAAAGGAGGGCAUUGGUAUAUAAAUUUGGUAUAUUCUUAAGGGCUCGUAAUUGUCCUAAUAAAACAUCACCAAGACGUAGCAGAAAAAGAUCAAAUUCAAGAUCAAAGUAUUUUAAGUUAUUUAAAUUAGGAGGCGUCAUAGAAGAUCUCGUUCUAGAUCAUACUCUUCAAAUUCAUCAUCUAGUAGAAGAAGAUAUCAAAAUAGAAGAAAUAAACAUAGCAGAAGUCCAAGAAGAGAUAUGAGAUAAAAAAAGAGAAGUAUUAGUCCUAGAAGAUCACACUCUGAUUCAGGCUCAUCCAAAAGACAGAUUUCAAAAUCUUGAU
Paramecium pentaurelia is the source of this 639-nucleotide messenger RNA. The record is from the annotation of a GenBank genome assembly. NCBI's taxonomy places the organism in Eukaryota, Ciliophora, Oligohymenophorea, Peniculida, Parameciidae.